Molecule: messenger RNA, 1416 nt
Organism: Arabidopsis lyrata subsp. lyrata
Lineage: Eukaryota; Viridiplantae; Streptophyta; Magnoliopsida; Brassicales; Brassicaceae
Product: probable inactive shikimate kinase like 2, chloroplastic
Exons: 8
Coding region: 86-1264 (392 amino acids)
Source: RefSeq, a predicted model, not a curated record
CCAGGCCCAUUAUAACGAUCGGUAUUCGUCCCUUUCCCUUAUCCGCGUAAUACUUUUGUUUGAGGAGAGUUUGAAAUCAUCAUCCAUGGCUGCUUUUGCUUCUUCUACUGCUUCUGGUUUGGCUUCUACAAUCUUCUACUCUCCUUCCCUAAACCCUCUCACCUGUCAAGCAACUCUUUUUUCUCCGAUUCGGAUUCGUUCCUCACCUCGCGUUUUCAGGGGAUUACAUAGCCUCCGACGCCGCGGCUUUCGGCGAUUCUCUCAGAAUGUUACCACCGAUCGGUUCAAAAGCUUCUCUUGUAACUGCUUAUCCGCCGUAUCCACUAGCACUAUCGAUUACGAGUUCACGGAUGGUGGCAAAGAGGUGGAAUUAAGAUUGAGGUUGAAGACAGGUGAGACACUUUCUCCAAAGGAUAUAUCUGUAGAUGCAGAUGGAACAUCGUUAGCCGUUAAAGAAAAGCGGAACGGAUUGCUGAUUACACUUCUAGAGACUAACCAACUCUUUGAGAAGAUUAUGCCCUCUGAAACAAUAUGGUACAUAGACGAAGAUCAAUUGGUUGUAAACAUGAAAAAGGUGGAUGGAGAAUUGAAGUGGCCUGAUAUUGUUGAGUCCUGGGAAUCUUUGACUGCAGGAAUGAUGCAACUUCUUAAGGGGGCAUCAAUCUACAUUGUGGGAGAUUCAACCGAAAUUAACCAAAAAGUGUCUCGGGAGCUAGCGGUUGGCCUUGGGUACAGUCCUCUAGACUCAAAGGAAUUGUUGGAAAGCUUUUCCAAGCAAACAAUCGAUUCUUGGAUUGUUGCAGAAGGGCCAGAUUCUGUAGCUGAAGCAGAGAGUUCGGUGUUGGAAAGCUUGAGCAGCCAUGUGCGUACUGUUGUCUCAACUUUGGGAGGUAAACAUGGAGCUGCGGGGAGAGCCGAUCAGUGGAGACAUCUCUACUCCGGGUUUACUGUUUGGGUAUCACAGACUGAAGCCACAGAUGAAGAAUCAGCUAAAGAAGAAGCGAGGAGAAACAAGCAAGAGAGGGAGAUUGGGUAUUCAAACGCAGACGUGGUGGUGAAGCUCCAAGGUUGGGACCCGACACAUGCUAAGAGCGUGGCUCAGGCUUCAUUGAGUGCACUUAAGCAACUGAUCAUCUCAGACAAGGGACUUCCAGGUAAGAAGAGUUUGUACAUACGCUUGGGAUGCCGUGGCGAUUGGCCCAAUAUCAAACCGCCGGGAUGGGAUCCGUCGUCUGACACCGGAGCUCAUCCACAAUUCACAUAAACAGUUUCAAGACAUGCUUUUUGCUCUCUCCUAGAAACGAUGCUCUCAAGAAUUUUGUUAUUAUUGUCAUCGCUGUUGGUAUUUAACUGUAAAAGAAGUUAUAUAUUGGAUGAUUUGAGUUAUAACUACCAGCCUGAUGUUGAUGAAUAAAA